Molecule: messenger RNA, 1428 nt
Organism: Cordyceps militaris CM01
Lineage: Eukaryota; Fungi; Ascomycota; Sordariomycetes; Hypocreales; Cordycipitaceae
Product: salicylate hydroxylase, putative
Exons: 4
Coding region: 1-1428 (475 amino acids)
Molecular function (GO): monooxygenase activity; FAD binding
Source: RefSeq, a predicted model, not a curated record
AUGGGAUCCAACACACCAUCCACCUGGCGGCCGCUCAACGUCGGCGUCGUCGGCGGCGGCAUCGGUGGCAUGUCCGUGGCGAUUGCCCUGCGGCGCGCAGGCCACGGCGUGACAAUUUACGAGAAACACGACUUUGCGAGCGAGGUGGGCGCGUCCGUGUCGUGCGCGGCCAACGGCACGCGCUGGCUGCACGAAUGGGGCGUCGACGUGGCCAAGGGCGACCCGGUGGUGCUCAAGAAGCUCAUCAACCGCGACUGGAAGACGGGGGAGCCCGUGAGCGUCUACGACCUGGACGACUACGAGCAGCGCUGGGGCUACGUGUACAACAUGUUUCACCGGCAGUACAUGCACGCGAUGCUCAAAGACUGCGCCCUGCAGGCGGACGGCGCCGGGCGUCCGGCCAAGCUGGUCGUGAACCAUCAGGUACCGUUGUGCUUUUUUUCAAAACAAGACGAGGUGCGAGAAACUGACGGCGUGUGUAUCCAGUGCGAGACGAUUGACGUGGAGAGCGGAACAAUCACGUUCACGAAUGGCGCGUCGGCGCAGCACGACCUCGUCGUCGGCGCCGACGGCAUCGGCUCCGCGGUGCGCGGCCAGCUCGGCAUCCACCCGGCGAAGCGGCCGUCGGAGUCGAGCUGCCUGCACGCCAACGUGCGGACCGAGGACGCGGUGCGGCUCGGGCUGGUGGACUAUGCGCAGGACAGCGCGCUCGAGUACUGGGGCGGCCAGGAGGGCAAGUGGGACAAGAUUGUGCUCUCGCCGUGCAACGGCGGCCGCCUGCUCUCGUACUACUGCUUCUUCCCCCGCGCGCUCGGCGACUACUCGACGCAGCAGUGGGGUGCUGCCGACAGCAGCCGGCCCGUCGAGGAGCUGCUGGCGCCGUACCCGGAGCUGGACGCCCAGGUCAAGGCGCACCUGGCGAUUGGCGUCGAGAUUCAGCCGUGGAGGCUCUGGGUGCAUGAUCCGUAUCCGUAUAUUCAAAAAGGCAGAGUCUGUCUGCUUGGUGAUGCCGGCCACCCUAGCCAGGGGGCGUGCAUGGCGAUUGAAGACGCCGCCGCGCUGGGCAUCCUCUUUGACAAGCAGCAUUUUCUCGGCGACAUCUCCGAGACGCUCGCCGUAUACCAAGAGGUCCGUCUACCGCGCGUGACCAGAGUGCAGGCGGCCGCUGCGAAGGCUGCCUACAACAUCAACGAGAGAAUAGGUAACUACCCCCCCCCAGUCUUGUCGGAUUUGGGCUGCGGCACAUACAAGGUCGAGGACGAAAAGAAGAAGCUCACGGUGGAGGAGAUGAAUGCGUACGACAUGUACAAGGACGUCGAGGAGGUGCUGGCCAAGAGACGGGGCACGGUGUUUGGGGAAAGGUUCUGUCGUGGCUUGCCGCUGGGGCUCAAGCUGCCGAAUGGCGUGGUCGUGGGUGAGGAUAUUUGA